GUGUUCCCGCGCGCGAGAGGGGCGGGACGGCGCGGUGCCCUCGGGGCUCGCACUCGGUUUCCCGAGGCCCUGGGGCCCGGCGGGACGGCCUGCGGGCGCCUGGCAGUUCUGCCGCCUUCGUCCCGACAAGCGCCGAAGGGAUGACUCAUUUUAAAGAUCCUGAUCUGCGCGUCCCGCACCGACCCCCGGUGCCCUGCCCUGCGGGGAUUUCGAAUUUGACAGCUCCCCCGGCCGGGCGCAGAGAGGGAAAACAUGUUCCUUUCUUUGUGGGAGUUUUUCUAUGGACACUUUUUCCGAUUUUGGAUGAAAUGGGUUUUACGACAGAUGACUGGAAAGUGUGAAUUGCAGCGAAUUUUUGACACCUAUGGAGGUGCACAGAGGACCUACAGAAUAGAAAAUUCCUUGACAUAUUCCAAGAGUAAGGUCCUACAGAAUGCAACACGAGUUGCCGAGAGCGACCUGGACAGGUGCAUAGCGAACAUCAUGAAGGAAAAGAAGAUCUGCCCCGAGAAGGACAGCAGUUUUCAAAUCUGCAUGAGGACAUGCUUACUGCAGAUCACUGGCUAUAGACAGCUCUACCACGACGUAGAAAACGUUAGGAAAAAGCCCUACGAUUCUGCCAAUGCACAGCAUGAGAAGCUGCUCCUCAAGCUUUGGAGUCUUCUGAUGCCAACGAAAAAGUUGAAGGCCCGGAUCUCCAAGCAGUGGGCAGACAUUGGUUUCCAAGGCGAUGAUCCCAAAACAGACUUCAGAGGCAUGGGCAUACUUGGACUGAUCAAUCUUGUGUAUUUCAGCGAGAACUACACCAGCGAAGCACAUCAGAUCCUCUCCCGCUCAAAUCACCCCAAGUUAGGGUAUUCUUAUGCAAUAGUUGGGAUCAAUCUCACCGAGAUGGCUUACAGCUUAUUGAAGAGCGAGGCGCUGAAGCUUCACCUCUACAACUUCGUCCCUGGGGUACCCACAAUGGAGCACUUUCACCAGUUCUACUGUUACCUUGUCUAUGAAUUUGACAAGUUUUGGCUUGAAGAAGAGCCAGAAAGCAUUAUGUACUUCAACUUGUACAGAGAGAAGUUUCACGAGAGGAUCAAAGGACUCUUGAUGGAUUGCAAUGCUGUGCUCACUCUGAAAACAUGAACACCAUUUAUCUUCUCUUUCUACCACCUUUUGCACACGAAACAGAAUUUAUAUGUUAUUAUAGAAAUUAUCUGAUUAACUACACUCAUAUAAUUUCCUACAAAAAUACUUCAGAAACUCUAUUUAAGGAAGCUAGAGGACAAUCAGUGUGUGUUUACAUUCGUUUAUACCCUGUUCUCCAAAGAGCCACACCGUCCAGAGCCACGCCAACUACAGUUUGGAACUUGGGUCUAGUCUCUUAGUUUCAAAAGUAUAAAUCAGGUAUAUUUAUAUUUAGCCAACUGAUCAAAAUGUGCACAAAUCUGUUCUCAUUUUAUGUGCUGUGCUCCCACGCUGGUGUCAUUUAAAACCUCUGCAGGGUUCCUGUUCACUCUGGAAGUGGCUUCUGAAUGCUCUUGGUCUUUUAUCUCUAGGCAAAUCAGCACGGGGUUUCAUCUGAGGCUUUCUUUGUGUCUCUAGCUCUUGUCAAGAAGUCCUAUCCUUAGAGCAGAGAAAGCGUGGCUCUGUCAGGGAGGGUGAACAAUCAUGGCGUCCUUUGAUUUCUCCGGUGCCUGACUAGCAGAAAUGAGAGGAUGGCGGUGCUGGUGACUAGCUUCUUCUGUAUAAGUAGCCCACGUUGGAGGUCUUACUUUAAGGACUCUAGGCAUUUACUCCAGUCCAGUAUUUUCUUUUAUCAGCUGUAGAAGGAACCUUCCUCAGAGCCCCACUGGAGACCCUCUGCCUGUGUGUUUAGAAUGGAGGUGCCUCUACUGGGAAAAUCUUGAUUGCAUUUGAAACAUAGCUUCUUUUUCGAUUAAACUCUCUUUGAAACACAAGAAGAAAACUUAGAGCGUUUUAGACAUCUGUUCCCAAUCAUUGGUGUAUUUGACUUGCUGUUCUCUUUUGCUUACCCUUGCUUUGCCUCUGGUGUUUCUGGCUGAUGUUGUAGGGACCGGGUUAGCAGCCUGUGGGGUGCUACCAUAGCCCGGAUCAUGACUGUGCAUUUUUGUAUAGCUUUAUUCUCCAAAAUCUCAGGAGGGCAGCAAGUACUGUGGAGGGUUAUACGUGAGGAGAUUCUGAUGGGGCGGUUCCCUCUUGGCAUGUGUUAGAGAUUUAUUCCCAGAGCCAAACUAAAAGAGCUUAAAG
Molecule: messenger RNA, 2259 nt
Organism: Rattus rattus (black rat)
Lineage: Eukaryota; Metazoa; Chordata; Mammalia; Rodentia; Muridae
Gene: Elmod2
Product: ELMO domain containing 2
Exons: 9
Coding region: 253-1134 (293 amino acids)
Cellular component (GO): membrane
Molecular function (GO): GTPase activator activity
Source: RefSeq, a predicted model, not a curated record